AUGGAAGCAUCCAGUAUGUCAUUGGAAAUAAGUGAGGAUCAGUUCAUCUGUUCAUUCUGUCUGGAUCUCCUUAAGGAUCCUGUGGCUAUUCACUGUGGUCACAGUUACUGUAUGGGCUGUAUUAAGGGCUACUGGGAUCAGGAUGAUCAGAAGGGAGUCUACAGCUGCCCCCAGUGCAGACAGACCUUCAGUCCAAGACCCGUUCUAUGUAAAAAUGCCAUAUUGGCUGAAAUGGUGGAGAAACUGAAGAAGACGAGACUCCAAGCUGCUGCUCCUCCUCCUCACUGUGACACCAGAGAUGUGGAGUGUGGUGUUUGUACUGAGUCAAAACUCAAAGCCAUCAAGUCCUGUCUGGUGUGUCUGGAUUCCUACUGUCAAACUCACUUUGAACAACAUGAAAAUCUGUUCAAAGGGAAGAGACACAAAGUGAUUGAUGCCACUGGAAAACUACAAGACCAGAUUUGUCCUCAUCAUAACAAACUAAGAGAGCUUUGGUGUCGAACUGACCAACAGUUCAUGUGUUAUCUGUGUCUGGUGGAUGAACACAGAGACCAUAAAACAGUAUCAGUGGCAGCAGAGAGGACUGAAAGACAGAAGCAGUUGGGAAAAACUCAGAGCAAAACCCAGCAGAGAAUCCAGGAGAGAGAGAAGGAGGUGCAGGAGCUGAGACAGGCUGUGGAGUCUCUGAGGCGCUCUGCACAGGCAGCAGUGGAGGACAGUGAGAGGAUCUUUACUGAGCUGAUCCAUUUUAUUGAGAGAAGGUGUCAUGAGUUGACAGAGCUGAUCAGAGAUCAGGAGAAGACUGAAUUGAGUCGGGCUGAAGGAGUACUGGAGCGACUGGAGCAGGAGAUUUCUGAUCUGAGGAGGAGAGACACUGAGCUGGAGCAGCUUUCACAGACAGAGGAUCACAUCCAUUUCCUCCAGACUUUUCUGUCUCUCUGUUCCCCUCCUGGAUCUGAAGACUUACCCAGCAUCACUGUCAGUCCACACCUCUCUUUUGAGGAUGUAGGAAAAUCUGUCUCUCAGCUGGAAGAGCGACUGGAGGAUUUCUGUAAAGAGGAGUUUGGAAGCCUUUAUGAUAAAGUGACAGAGACAAAUAUUGAGGAAAUUCAUCCUCCUGAACCCCAGACCAGAGAAGAGUUCCUACAAUAUUCUUGUGAGCUCAAGCUGGAUCCCAACACAGCACAUGAAUAUCUCUGUCUGUCUGAGGGGAACAGAAGUGUGAGCAACACUGGGAAAUUCCAGUCAUAUCCUGAUCAUUCAGACAGAUUUGACACAUAUCUCCAGGUGUUGUGUAGAGAGAGUGUGUCUGCACGCUGUUACUGGGAGGUUGAGUGGAGUGGGUAUGAUGAAGGUAUAGCAGUGUCAUACAAAGGCAUCAGCAGGAAAGGACGAGGUAAUGAGUGUGGGUUUGGACUUAAUGAUCAGUCCUGGGGUUUGUUUUGUAAUUAUGAUGAUGAUGAUGAUGAUGAUGAUGAUAAUUAUAAUUAUGAUGAUAUUAAAUGGACAGUAUCAUUCAGACACAAUAAUGAAAAGACUAAACUCCCCUUUGACAAGCGUACUUUUAGAAUAGGAGUGUAUGUGGACCACAGGGCAGGAACUCUGUCCUUCUACAGUGUCUCUGACACAAUGACCCUCCUCCACAGAGUCCACACCACAUUCACUCAGCCCCUCUAUCCUGGGUUUAGGGUCAGAUCAAAGGUGAGGUUAUGUCACCAUCCAAAAUGA
Messenger RNA from Chanos chanos (milkfish), 1728 nucleotides. RefSeq names its product tripartite motif-containing protein 16-like protein. Bases 1 to 1728 code for a protein of 575 amino acids. The record is from RefSeq and is a predicted model, not a curated record. Gene Ontology annotation, molecular function: zinc ion binding; protein binding. The transcript has 6 exons. NCBI's taxonomy places the organism in Eukaryota, Metazoa, Chordata, Actinopteri, Gonorynchiformes, Chanidae.